AGCGUGUCUCGCGAAGCCGCCACUGUGCAGCCCGCAGCGCCGCGCGCCACCGAGCCUCGCCGAUGCAGAGAUUUUUAUUACAAAAACGAACUGCUGAUACAACCCCAAAAUGUUACUUUUUAUCGCAUCAGCAGUAACGACUGUGAUAUUUUUUGGAUAUAUUCCAUUGCAAGCAGACUGCGGCAAUCCUACGUAUUUUAAUAUUGGUGGCGUCUUAAGCAAUAACGACAGUAUAUUUAACUUCCAGCAGACUAUUUCCAACCUGAACUUUGCGGAGCAUAUAGUGCCGAAAGGCAUCACGUACUAUGCGACUGCAAUGCAGAUGGAUCCAAAUCCAAUACGAACAGCCCUUAGUGUGUGCAACCUCCUCAUAGCACAAAGAGUGUAUGCAGUAAUUGUCUCUCACCCGUUGACUGGUGACCUUUCUCCUGCCGCCGUGUCCUAUACAAGUGGAUUUUAUCACAUUCCUGUGAUUGGAAUUUCUUCAAGAGAUUCAGCAUUCUCCGACAAGAAUAUUCAUGUAUCGUUCCUGCGUACAGUGCCUCCAUAUUCACACCAAGCCGACGUGUGGGUGGAACUGCUGAAGCAUUUCAACUACAAAAAAGUUAUUUUCAUACACAGCUCUGAUACUGACGGGCGAGCACUGCUUGGCCGUUUCCAGACAACAUCGCAAAGCCUCGAAGAUGAUGUAGAAAUUAAAGUGCAGGUCGAGUUUGCAAUAGAGAUUGAACCGGGACUUGACAGCUACACGGAUUAUUUGACAGAAAUUAAAGGCGCACAGUCACGAGUCUUUCUUAUGUAUGCAAGCAAACAGGAUUCUGAAGUGGUGUUUCGUGAUGCUGAGUUACUAAACAUGAUGGAAGUUAACUACGUCUGGAUUGUGACAGAACAAGCACUUGAAGCUCCAAACGUCCCAAUGGGUACACUAGGGCUAAAACUAGUGAAUGCUACAGUAGAAACAGAUCACAUUAAGGAUAGUAUCUAUGUGCUGGCAUCAGCUCUAAAAGCAAUGAAUCAAACGGAGAACAUAACGGAAGCUCCAAACGACUGCGACACGUCUGGCUCUAUCUGGGAAACUGGAAAAAUAUUAUUUGAGUACAUACGAAAGCAGGAAUUACUUGAUGGAGCUACAGGAAAGGUGGCAUUUGAUGACAAUGGUGAUCGUAUUAAUGCUGAAUAUGAUAUUGUUAAUGUCCAAGAGAACCAACGCAAAGUCUCAGUUGGAAAAUAUUUUUACUCGCACGAGCAGAAUCGAAUGAAGCUGAAAGUGAACGAUAGCAACAUACUGUGGCCAGGAGCGACCCAUGCAAAACCAGAAGGCUUCAUGAUCCCUACUAACCUAAAAGUGCUUACCAUAGAGGAGAAGCCUUUUGUGUACGUGCGAGAGCUUGUGCACGAAGGAGACACGUGUACACCGGAAGAAAUACCUUGUCCGCAUUUCAACUCUACAGAGGAAGUCUUCUGCUGUAAAGGAUUCUGCAUGGAUCUCUUAAGGGAGCUAGCACGGAACAUAAAUUUUACAUACAAUCUGACAUUGUCACCAGACGGCCAGUUUGGUAGUUACAUCAUCAAGAACAGCUCAGCUGGAGGAAAGAAAGAAUGGACAGGACUUAUUGGAGAAUUGGUAAAUGAUAGGGCAGACAUGAUUGUUGCACCACUCACCAUAAAUCCAGAGAGAGCAGAAUUCAUUGAAUUCAGCAAGCCUUUCAAAUACCAAGGAAUAACAAUUCUAGAAAAAAAGCCUUCCCGCUCGUCAACACUUGUUUCAUUUCUACAACCAUUCAGUAAUACCUUGUGGAUCUUAGUUAUGGUAUCAGUGCAUGUAGUUGCUUUGGUACUCUAUCUCCUGGAUCGUUUCUCACCUUUUGGCCGCUUCAAGCUAGCUAACAAUGAUGGAACUGAGGAGGAUGCUCUAAACUUGUCCAGUGCAAUAUGGUUUGCCUGGGGAGUGUUGCUGAAUAGUGGAAUUGGUGAAGGUACACCCAGAAGUUUCUCAGCACGUGUCCUUGGCAUGGUAUGGGCUGGUUUUGCUAUGAUAAUUGUUGCCUCGUACACUGCCAAUCUGGCUGCCUUCCUAGUGUUAGAAAGACCUAAAACAAAGCUUACAGGAAUAAAUGAUGCAAGGUUAAGGAAUACUAUGGAGAACUUAACAUGUGCAACUGUAAAGGGGUCAGCUGUAGAUAUGUACUUCAGAAGGCAAGUUGAACUGUCAAACAUGUAUCGUACUAUGGAAGCAAAUAACUAUGAUACUGCAGAAGAGGCAAUAAGGGAUGUUAAGCAAGGAAAACUAAUGGCUUUUAUAUGGGACAGCUCACGUUUAGAAUUUGAAGCAGCCCAAGACUGUGAACUUGUGACUGCUGGAGAGCUCUUUGGUCGAUCUGGAUAUGGAAUUGGACUUAAGAAAGGCUCACCCUGGGCUGACUCAGUCACUCUUGCCAUUUUAGACUUUCAUGAAAGUGGUUUCAUGGAAAGUUUGGAUAAUCGUUGGAUCCUGCAAGGAAAUUUACAACAGUGUGAACAGUUUGAAAAGACACCUAAUACCUUAGGUUUGAAAAACAUGGCAGGUGUUUUCAUACUAGUUGCUGCUGGAAUAGUUGGUGGUAUUGGGCUUAUAAUAAUUGAAAUGGCCUAUAAGAAACAUCAGAUACGGAAACAAAAGAGAAUGGAACUAGCUCGCCAUGCUGCAGACAAAUGGAGAGGUGCCAUUGAGAGAAGAAAAACACUAAGAGCAACUGUUGCAGCUCAAAGAAGGCUUAAAGCAAAUGGAGUGAAUGAUCCAGCAACAGUAAGUUUAUCAGUAGACGCUCUGCCACAACUGGAAGCCAGAAGUCCAGCAAGAGCAUGGCCUGGCGGUUGUGAUGUAAGGCAACGUGGAUCAAGAACUGAUGAAAUAAGAGUUGCCACUACUGCCCAGAGCAAUCCAGCUUAUACCUCCAAUCUCCCUGACAUGAUAGUAUAGAAAUACUGUAAGUGGAAGUGGAGAAACUAUGUAUCACACAAUCACUCUUGUGCACAAAACUUAUUUGAAUUUACUGAUUUUUAUAUAUUUAUUGUAUGUUAAGUAGCUCUGAAAUUCAUACAAUUGAAUACAAUUAAAACACCAAGGUUGUGCAUUAUAUCAUGGAUAAAUACGAAUUCAUCAUCCCUCCCUUCUUCCCCCCAUCCCCUACCCCCUCUGCCCUGCCCUCUCCCCCUGCCGCCUCCUCUCCUCCUCAUCAGUCAUCUUCAUUUUGCAGUGAUUAGAUCAUUUACCUACUACAUCAUAUUCAUAGCAUUAAUUCCUAGAUAUAGCAAUCCAGCAACAGAAAAAAAAAUUUAGAAAAUAUAUUGUAAUUGACAGGUUAAACUUACUACCAACUUUACAUUAGAAAUCCUUUGUAUCAGUACUGAUUAAGUGUGUUUAAGAAAUCAGUUCAUUUUUGUUUACUGCGAUAUUUUUUACAAUUACUGAUCAUGAGCAUUUAGUGCCAACUUAGGAAUAGACUAUAUUGCUGGAAGAUACCACUGCCCAUAAAUAUGUAUAGAUGCAUAUGCUUAUAUACAUUUACAAAAUGAACUGAUGCUGGAGCUGGCUCUAGUAUAAAUUUUCUCUGUUGCAUAAAAUAAAA
This is a messenger RNA of Schistocerca nitens (vagrant locust), 3608 nucleotides long. It is a transcript of the gene Nmdar1, whose product is annotated as glutamate [NMDA] receptor subunit 1. Gene Ontology annotation, molecular function: NMDA glutamate receptor activity. Gene Ontology annotation, cellular component: neuron projection; plasma membrane; synapse. The record is from RefSeq and is a predicted model, not a curated record. The transcript has 18 exons. Lineage: Eukaryota; Metazoa; Arthropoda; Insecta; Orthoptera; Acrididae. The coding region runs from base 110 to 2959 and encodes 949 amino acids. Gene Ontology annotation, biological process: chemical synaptic transmission; ionotropic glutamate receptor signaling pathway; monoatomic ion transport.